Scutellospora calospora is the source of this 859-nucleotide messenger RNA. The record is from the annotation of a GenBank genome assembly. NCBI's taxonomy places the organism in Eukaryota, Fungi, Glomeromycota, Glomeromycetes, Diversisporales, Gigasporaceae.
CUUCUUACUUAUCCGGCUCACUCAAUUAUAAAUCAAUCAUUUGAUUCAAGAUUGAGAUUAGAUACAAGGUCGAUUAAUGGUGACGGUUUUGGUGUAGGUUGGUAUGAAUCAAAUCCUAAUGUGUCAUCAACACCAUGUAUAUUUACUUCAAUCACUCCUGCUUGGAAUAAUCAAAAUUUAAAAAGACUUGCUGAAAAAAUUCAAAGUUCUUUGGUGUUCGCUCAUGUUAGAGCUUCUACAUCCGGUGCUUUGUCUGAAACUAAUUGUCAUCCUUGGCAAUUUGGUCGUUUAAUGUGGAUGCAUAAUGGUCAUAUCGCUAAUUUUAAUAAGUUUAAAAGAAAAUUACAACAAUCUUUAAGAGAAGAUCUAUUUUUAUUUGUUCAAGGAAAUACCGAUUCCGAGUGGGCUUUUGCAUUAUUUCUUAAUCAACUUGAAGACCCAAACAAUGGUCAAUUUGAUCAUGAAACUUUAAAAAUUGCAAUGUUAAAAACUAUUGAUCAAUUAAAUAAUUGGGCUGAAGAAGCUGAAAUUAAUGAGCCAUCCUUAUUAAAUUUUGCUGUAACUGAUGGUAAUACAGUGAUAUGUACCAGAUAUAUUAGUAGUAAAACUCAAGAGGCUGCUUCUUUAUAUUUUUCUUCCGGAACAAAAUUUACUGAAUAUAAAUCUGGUCAUUAUAAAAUGACAAAAUCAGAUAAACGUGAAGAUAUUGUUGUUGUGGCAUCAGAGCCACUAACAUUUGAAAAAGCAGAUUGGUUAACUAUUCCAACAAAUACUUGUUUCGUCAUCACUUCAAAUUUAAACGUUUUACAGUUUCCAAUUAAAGAUAAAUUUUAUAAUGUUAAUAGAUUAAAAAAAAAGU